This is a messenger RNA of Chara braunii, 3543 nucleotides long. The record is from the annotation of a GenBank genome assembly. Lineage: Eukaryota; Viridiplantae; Streptophyta; Charophyceae; Charales; Characeae.
UUUAUUUUUCUGUUUGAUUAGGUGUCUACAGUCCAUCAGUGGGACAGGGGAUUGUAUGUAUAUUGCUUGAUUGUUCUUCCCCUGUUCCCACUCUCCCUACCCCCCUGUAUUCUGUGAACACCGGCACCUCGCAAGUACCGCAUCAGUUCAGACGGAUGUCGACGGGACAGGACACCGGGGCACUGCCACGGCGCAGUGCCAGGAUCGCAGUUCGUGCCCGCCCUGCGGUACCUCCAAGACCCAAGAGAUUCAGCAGACGGACGACUCCAGCGGCAUCAAGUACGACAUUGACAGUACAAGACACCACCGGAGAUCUUCCCGCAUGCCCGGUCCGAGAGGCCAUCGAGUCUUGGGCUCACUAUCGUGGGCGGCUACAGGCAUUUACAGACGUCGUAGCCGCCGCCGAGGCUCAGCAGGCUGCGGCAGAGGCAGAACGUCAGCGGCUGGCCAAUGAGGCGGCAGCCGAAGCUCAACGGACAGCUGAGACUGACGAAGCGGCACGAAACAGACGGAAUGCCGCCAGCACGGAGUCCCUGAUUGCUAGUGAGCAUCAGUGGACAACGAUACUCCAAGGCAUGAUUUUUGUGCCUACGGAAACGCAGGCGGAGCCGACACAGGCGGAGGCAGAGAGAAGUAACCUGGCUACCGUGAUGCACACCUGCACGCGGAAAGGACAGCAAAGACAGCAGUACCAGCAAGACCUGGCCGCUGUAACGGACGGCGUCCGCGACGCAGCAAUGCAGCAGCAGCAACAGCAACAGCUGAUGAACUCUACCAUCGCACGCAUCAACGGCAUUGAGUCCAAGGCCUCAGCAACGCCAGGCUGCACGACGGACGUGACGAAGCAAAUCAACGAACGCAUCGAUCACGUCGUCACCAUCAUCGGCGACAUAGGUGUUUUCAACGGACCGGACACUAUCAGCAGCACGGUGGCCGCCAUCAAGACGGACAUCACCAAGCUACAGACGAAACCAGACGCUGCUACAAAGACGUUCAAGAUGCCGCACUUCGACAUCUGCAAGUUCGACGACUACAACAAGUCGAACGCUUUGACAUGGUGGCAACGUUUCCUCACGAAAGCGUCAUGCCGCACUGUCCCGGCGAACGACAUGUUGAAGGCACUCUAUUUGCAACUGAUUGGAGGAGCGCAGRCAUGGAUGAACCACCUGGCGGCCACCCACAAGUGCACCAUUGCCGAACUCCACACGCACAUCACGUGGAAGGAGUUCGAGCAGCUAUGGUUCACCCGGUUCAUGGUCCGCAACGUCGUCAAGGCGGCCAUGAAUGAGGUGUACACAUGCUCUCAGGGGAACAUGCCAACUCGAGACUGGACAACGAAGUGGCAAAAGAUAGUGACCACACCAGGCUUCGACUUGACGUUUCCAAAUCAACGAUCCGAGUUCUUCUCGCGAUCAUGUGCGGGAUUGCGGUUGGCACUCGGUAAUGAGUACGACUAUACCACAUUCCAGGCCAUUCUGGAUCGAGCGAACUUGGUCAUCCAAACGGACGACAAGGCCGCUAACGAGAGACAAUCCCAGCCGCAUUAUGUGGCUAAGCAGGCCUAUCAACGUCCGGCACAUAACAAUGCCGUAAUUUCCGAGGAAACCGACGACCACCACGCUGCAGCAGCAUCCUCGGGUGAUGGAGGAAUUGUCGCAGCGCUCCCGCCGAAGCGUCCCAAGAGAGUUCGUAAGAACAAGGCGACACAAGAGACGACAGCGACGGGAGCUGGGCAGCCAUGGACGGCAUAUAAGAUCACCAAGGAGGUCUAUGACCUACGUCAGAAGUACGAAUACUGCCUUUGGUGCAACGGAGUCACCCAUGUGACCGCACAAUGCCCCGACCGCACAAUGCCCCGAAAAGGGCAAGGCACGCGUACCCCGUCCAGCAAACUCGGAAAACUGAGUUACGCAAGGAGAGGGGCGACGUUUCUCCUCACUCCGCCGGACCCGGUUGCCUUGCUAGCAAUCGAUGUCACUACCGGGGAGCAUGCGUUGGUCGCUGAUUCUCAGAUAGAAAACCAGACUGCAAAAUUUAAGGCAAGGCUUAUCGAGGAGAUGAUGGUCGAGGAUGAGGAGGACCCCCAGGGCGCAGGGUCACGUGAGGGACGCAGGACCGGUCAGGACGAGGCCAGGUAUGAGGGGAAGGAUAAUAGCCACAAAGGAACGCCUAGUAAGAAGGGGAAGGACAAAAACGACCUCCCGACGGAGGAGACGGAAAACGCUAUGACCCCACCUGCCAUCCUCAGCGGCACUAGCCGACUGCCAGCCACGCCGAAAGUAACAGGGGCGUGCAGCGGACUCUGGAGCCUUAGGGAAAGGGUGCUAGGAUGGUUUGACCCAGAAGGAAUGCCGAAAACCAAGGAGAAGCAGAGGGAAAGCAAGGAAGGGGAAGGGACCAGUGCAGCUGGAGAAGCAGGUAGCUCUGAAGGUGGUCUCAAGAGGAUAGUCACCACCCUCACCCGGACACUAAACAAGAACCAGGGAUAUGUCGCAGAUGCAAAGAAGAAACUCACGUUCGACGGGGAAAACAUUACGGAGUUUCUGAUAGACUAUGAGAACCUAGCAGCUUUACUAAAAUGGACGAAAGAGGAAAAGAUUGAGCCCCUAGGGCAGCACGUGUCGCUAAGCUUGGGAAGGGACAUUAUGGCCAUCGUCGCGUCCAGUGGAUCCUGGAAAGAAACCAGGAACGAGAUGAUGAGGAAAUACCUGAAGGCAGAGAAAAUGGCAACAGAGGCCGAAUUAGCCGCAGUCGAAAGGAAAAACUAUGCAACUUACAACGAUUUCCUAAGGGUCUUUACGUUAGUGGCUCUGCGAAUUCCUGGGGUAACGGACCACAUAAUGAGUAAAUACUUCCUUAGGCAGUUCUUCGAGUUUGAUAAGGAUAAGAUUUUGUCAGCAUACCAGCAGACCAGUAAGUUCGAGUACACGAGAGAUGUAGACUUCAGCACCGUAACAGACCUUGCGGAAAAGACAGUGGUCACCGAGACACUAGCCCUGCUUAAGGAAGGGGAGGUCAUAUAUCUGACCGGGAAAACGGGAAAUAAGGUUAAGAAAGGGAUAGAAAGCUUGCACGAGCGAGUGCAUGGGGUUAACAACAAGAUGGAAAGAAUGAAAAAUGCGCUGUUAGUAAUGCAGGCCCAAGUGUCCAGACCCGUCCUCCCGCCCCAAGAGGCCGUGGUCCCGGCAGCUGUAGCAAACCGGGGAUUUGGCAGGAGGAACCCGACCAACGAACAAUGCAAGUAUUGCACCAUGAUCAGGCAUUUUGUACGGGUCUAUCUGAGACUCAAUCACGAUAUCGAGCGGCAGAGGUGUAGCAGGUCCCUCAAAGGCGAGAUCCUCGGACCCAGGGGAGAGCGUGUCAAUUGGAACUCGCCAGGAGGGAUGCAGCGAGUCGUCAUCCUCCGGAAUAACUUAGAGAUAGCUGCCGUAGAAGCAGAGCCGAUAGCCGAGAUUGACUGGGACCAGCCAAGCGGACGAGGACCACAUGCCAAUUUUAUCCUAAAAGGCAAUGGGUAGGAUAGAGUAAAUAUUACUACCCGAC